Brassicogethes aeneus is the source of this 2335-nucleotide messenger RNA. The record is from the annotation of a GenBank genome assembly. NCBI's taxonomy places the organism in Eukaryota, Metazoa, Arthropoda, Insecta, Coleoptera, Nitidulidae.
CCUGUUGCCAACACGACGAACUAAAGUUUACUAAAGUUACCACAGAACAAACGUCAAAAUUAUGUCAGUUUAUUAUUGAGUUUUUGUAUAUUUGGGUUUCUGAUAUGCUUGUAUGUUUUAUAGUUUUAGAAAUUAUACCGGUGAAUUAAUGGUUAUUGGAAAUAUGUUAGAAAUGGAGGAGAAUCACUUUCCAAAAUCUAAUUUGCCUUUUGUUGAUACAAAAGCAUCUACUUUAAGUAAACAAGAUAAUGCCAUUUGGGGUAAAACGUCCCCCAGUAAAAGUUAUGGGUCCUCAAGUUCCACAUCCACUGAAAAUGUUGUCUCGACAUUAGAAAGAAAAAAUGCUACCUCUAGAGAAGUAAAUAACACAGACGAUCCUCCCCUAUUACCUGGAGAAAAAGUAGCCAGUCAGUCAAGAGAUGUGACUUAUUUAUGUCCAUAUGAUGGACCUUGUAGAGGGAUAUUAACAAUAACCAACUUUAAACUAUAUUUUCGACCUGUUGAUAAAGACACACCUAAUUUAAUUGAUGUGCCCUUGGGAGUGGUUUCAAGAAUUGAGAAGGUAGGUGGUGCCAGCUCUAGAGGGGAAAAUGCCUAUGGCAUUGAUAUUUUUUGCAAAGACAUGAGAAAUUUAAGAUUUGCUCAUAAGCAAGAAAACCAUUCUAGGCGAGAUGUUUUUGGACAUUUGCAGCAAUUUGCUUUUCCUUUGUCUCACAAGCUAAAGUUUUUUGCUUUUGAGUAUGCUGAAAAUUUUCCUGAAAAUGGGUGGUCUGUUUAUGAGCCAAUAGCAGAACUUAAAAGAAUGGGUGUAAACAAUGAUAUGUGGAAAAUAUCAAAAAUCAACGAUCAGUACGAUAUUUGCGACAGUUAUCCUGCAAUUUGGGCAGUGCCUGCCCAGGCCAAUGAUGACGAUAUAAAAUCAGUGGCAGCCUUUAGAAGUAGAGGUCGAGUGCCUGUUUUAAGUUGGAUUCAUACUGAAUCUCAGGCCACCAUUACUAGAUGCUCACAACCACUUGUUGGGGUAAGUGUUAAAAGAUGUAGAGAAGAUGAAAGAUAUAUCCAACUUAUAAUGGAUGCAAAUGCGCAGUCCCACAAAAUGUUCAUAAUGGACGCCAGACCUAGCGCCAAUGCGAUGGCAAAUAGAGCCAAGGGUGGGGGUUAUGAAUCCGAAGAUGCCUACCAAAAUGCAGAGUUGGUCUUUCUUGAUGUCCACAACAUCCAUGUAAUGAGGGAAUCUCUCAGAAAAUUAAAGGAACUUUGUUAUCCAAGUAUAGAUGAAACUAAGUGGCUUUCAGGUCUCGAAUCAACUUACUGGUUGAAGCAUAUUAAGUGUAUACUUACUGGUGCUGUUAGAAUUGUAGACAAGGUUGAAAACCAUAAAACCUCAGUAUUGGUACAUUGUUCUGAUGGGUGGGACAGAACUGCCCAACUCACAGCUCUAUCAAUGCUCUUGUUGGAUCCAUAUUAUAGAACUAUCAAAGGGUUUGAGGUUCUUAUUGAAAAGGAAUGGUUGUCGUUUGGGCACAAAUUCCAACAGAGAAUUGGUCACGGUGACGACCAUCAUUCGGAUGCUGACCGUUCCCCAGUCUUUUUGCAAUUCAUUGAUUGCGUUUGGCAAAUAACGCAGCAAUUUCCCAACGCUUUCGAAUUUAACGACUAUUUCCUCAUUACAAUUCUCGAUCAUUUAUACUCGUGCAGAUUCGGCACCUUUCUAUGCAACAGUGACAGAGAAAGAGUACAAGAAAAAGUCAAAGAACAAACGAUCUCUCUGUGGUCGUACACGAACAGCCAGCUCGAUUUAUACAAAAACCCGCUUUAUUACGACAACAACCAUCUGCAGAGGGUGCUGAUGCCGGUGGCGAGCAUUCGGCACAUAAAACUCUGGAAAGCGUACUACUGCAGAUGGAAUCUGAGUAUGCGGACGCAGGACCCGGUUUACCAGAGAAUCCGCGAGCUUCUUAAGCUGAAAAGCCAACUGGAACAACAAGUGGAAAUAUCAAAGAAAGAGCAGCAGUCCAGGAUUUCCAGAAGCAACGCCUCGCCUGCUUGAUGCCCAGUAGAUAUUCAAAUUACUUGAUUUGCUAUUGUAAUGUAAAUAACUAUUUAAAGUUGCUGACUAAUAAGUUUAUAUUGUAAAGUGUUGGUAUAACUGAAAAGAAAGUAUGCUGAACACAAGAAUUUAUUUUUAUUUAUGGUAUUUUGUAUUUAGUUUAUGUCAUGAGUGCUUUCAUUUUUAAUUUGUAAUAUUCCGGUCAACUAACUGAUUUGAAACAUAUUUUUAUUUAUUUUGCAGUAUUGUUUAUAAAAAAAACUAUAAAUAAAUUUUACCAAAGAA